ACUACCAACAGGCAGCGAAUUCAUGAGAGGAAGUGACUGAGAUUGGGAGACGAGCAACAACUCCACACGGUUCCAGAAACGACAGUUAACACUAAAUGAGAUGCAAAAACUUAAUCUCUGUGCGCUUCAAAUGGACUAGAAGCGCCGGGUCUCGGCAGAUGGAGGCGGCGAGAAGUUUGGUGUUUGUCGCGGCCGUGCUGCUCGGAGUGACGGGCGCUUUGGGCAGAGAAGUCUGCCGGGGUACAGACAUGAAGCUGGCCCUGCCCUCCAGCCUGGAAAACCACUACGAGACCCUGAGGCUGCUCUAUACUGGUUGCCAGGUUGUUCAUGGAAACUUGGAGAUUACACACAUCCAUGGAAACCCCGACCUCUCCUUCCUGCAGGGGAUUGUGGAGGUACAGGGUUAUGUACUCGUUGCUCAUGUUUCAGUGAGCCUGUUGCCCUUGGACAAUCUUCGGAUCAUAAGAGGCAGCCAGCUGUACAACUCCAGCUACGCGCUGGCUGUGCUGGAUAACGCCCAUGCCGGUCUUGGGUUGAGGACGCUACGGCUUCGUAGCCUCACAGAGAUCCUAUUGGGUGCCGUGUAUAUUUGGGGAAACCCCCAGCUGUGCUUCCCAGACCCCCAGCACAUCAAUUUGACGGACAUCUUGGAUGAGCAGAAUGGCUACGCCAAGGGACACCAACUGCAGCCUCGGGCUCCUAACUGUCCAAGUUGUUCCUCUGCAUGUGGGAAAAGAUGCUGGGGAGAGACUCCUCAGGACUGCCAGACCCUGACCCGCUCUAAAUGUGCGUCUGGCUGCCAGCGAUGUAAAGGUCCUCUACCCAACGACUGCUGUCACCUGCAGUGUGCUGCUGGAUGCACGGGACCCAAAGACUCAGACUGUCUGGCUUGUCGUCACUUCAACGACAGUGGUGUGUGUAAAGAAAGCUGUCCUCCACCCACCAUCUAUGACCCUGCCACCUUUCAGACCCAACCCAACCCAAAUAUGAAGUUUAACUUUGGAGCCACCUGCGUUAAGACGUGUCCUUAUAACUAUCUGGCGUUGGAAAUGGCCUGUACUUUAUCUUGUACCCCAGCCAACCAGGAAGUUAUCAUCACCCAACCAGAUGGAACAGAGACGCAGCAGUGUGAAAAGUGUGAAGGAGACUGUCCUAAAGCGUGUUACGGCCUGAGUAUGGACAACCAGGGUGUCACAGACAACAACAGCAUCACCAUGGUAACGUCUUCUAAUGUGGAGCAGUUCAACAAGUGUAAGAAGAUUUUUGGUAGCCUGGCCUUCCGCCCUCAGAGCUUUGCAUGGGACCCUGUGACCAACGCUUCAGGCCUGACUUUGGAGCAGCUGAGCGCCUUCAGGACACUUGAGGAAAUCACAGGUUAUUUGUACAUCGAUGCCUGGCCAGAGCAGUGGACCAACCUCAGCGUGUUUGAGAACCUGAAGGUGAUCCGAGGCACGAUGCUCUACAAGGGUGUGUUCUCGCUGGCCAUCCAGAAUCUAAACAUCCAGUCUCUCGGGUUGCGGUCACUGCGCAGUGUCAGUGGAGGUUUGGUCUUGAUUUACAACAAUACACAGCUGUGCUACACCAGCUCACUGCCAUGGCAGAAUCUCCUCCAUCCCACCCAGGGUCCGCACCGCAUCGUCAGCCGCAACCAGGACCCUCAAGUGUGUGAGGCAGAGGGAGAUGUUUGUCACCCACUGUGUAAGGGGGGCUGUUGGGGUCCGGGGCCCAGCCAGUGUGUGUCCUGCCAAACUUUCCAACGUGGCACUGAGUGUGUCGAGCAGUGUGACGUCUAUCAGGGGUCUGUGCGUGAACACCUAGAUGGAUCUAGGUGUGUUGCCUGUCAUGCACAGUGCCGACCCCUCAAUGGCUCAGCCUCCUGCCACGGGCAGGGUGCCGAACAUUGCACGGAGUGUCGGAACUCCCAGGAUGGCGAGUUUUGCGUGGAUCGCUGUCCCAGUGGCGUGAAGGAGGAUCAGCAUACCGUGUGGAAAUACAGCAACGCUACUGGACACUGUCUGCCAUGCAACACCAACUGCACGCCCCCCUGCACUGUGAAGGAUGAGAGAGGCUGCCCCAUUGACACCAGGACAGGACCGGGCACGACCAUCGCGGCUGCUGUGGGUGGAGUGGUGCUCUUCUUCAUCCUGCUGGCUCUGCUGGUGUUCUACCUGAGGAGACAGAAAAAGCUAAAGAGGAAGGAGACACUGAGGAGGAUCCUGCAGGAGCACGAGCUGGUGGAGCCUUUAACACCAAGUGGUGCUUCACCCAAUCAAGCUCAGAUGCGUAUAUUGAAAGAGACCGAGCUGAAAAAGCUCAGGGUGCUGGGUGCGGGGGCCUUUGGUACUGUUUACAAGGGAGUUUGGGCUCCUGAUGGGGAAAAUGUGAAAAUCCCAGUGGCCAUUAAGGUGUUGCGUGAAAACACCUCACCAAAAGCCAAUAAAGAAAUUCUUGAUGAGGCGUACGUGAUGGCGGGGGUUGCCAGCCCCUAUGUGUGUCGUCUCUUGGGGAUUUGUCUCACCUCGACGGUGCAGCUGGUCACUCAGCUGAUGCCGUAUGGCUGCCUCCUCGACUACGUCAGAGAGAACAAGGACCGCAUUGGUUCGCAGUUCCUCCUCAACUGGUGUGUCCAGAUUGCCAAGGGCAUGAGUUAUCUGGAGGAUGUCCGGUUGGUUCACAGAGAUCUGGCCGCCCGCAAUGUCCUGGUGAAGAACCCGAACCACGUGAAGAUCACUGACUUCGGUCUGGCUCGUCUGCUCGAUAUAGAUGAGACAGAGUAUCACGCUGAUGGAGGGAAGGUGCCAAUUAAAUGGAUGGCCCUGGAGUCUAUCCUGCACAGGAAGUUUACUCACCAGAGUGAUGUAUGGAGCUACGGGGUGACGGUUUGGGAGCUGAUGACAUUUGGCUCUAAGCCCUAUGACACGAUUCCAGCAAGAGAUAUCCCAGAGGUUUUAGAGGGGGGAGAGCGGCUUCCCCAGCCCCUCAUCUGCACCAUCGAUGUCUACAUGAUUAUGGUCAAAUGUUGGAUGAUUGAUCCUGAGAGCAGGCCGAGAUUCAAAGACUUGGUCAGUGACUUUAGUGCCAUGGCUAGAGAUCCACCUCGCUAUGUAGUUAUUCAGAACGAUGAAGAGAUGAGCAAGUGCAGCCCAGUUGACAGCCAGUUUUACCGGAUGCUUCUGGAGGAAGGUGAAAAUGUGGGGGAAAUGAUGGAUGCUGAGGAGUACCUGGUGCCACAGCCAAACCUCUUCCCCAGGGCGAAAGGGGAUGAGCCCCAGGCCAAUGGGCCAUCCCGACACCAGUCGUAUAGGAGCAGAGAACAGGGCUUAGAUGUUGAGCCUUCCAACAUUGGUGGGUCUCGGAGCAUGCACUCCCUGAGUGGACUCGGCCGUAUUCAGUACCCAACCUUACCAAUGGGUGCGAGCACCUCUAACGGCGUGUGGCCUCAAUAUCCAAUGCUGGCUCGCAGCACCUCAGCUGGAGGUCAGUCUGACUCGGUCUUCUUGGACGCACCUCCAGACGGCCAUUCGUUGGUGCCAGCUAGCCCCGGACGCUACAGCAAAGAUCCCACCAACCCCAAUGGGAGCCAGGGUGACUUAGAAACUGAUGGGCAUAAUGGUUUUCACCAUCCUCAUCACUCACUGCCCAGGCGGGGUCAUGGCUACAUUCAGAACCAUCCCUUGCCAGAGUAUGUCAACCAGGAAAUUCAGGAUCUCAGGCCAGGUUUUCCCGAGCGGCCCAGCACACUGCCUCGAAAAUGCUCCAGAAUAGACCGGCGCCUCCCUAAUGGCCUGAGUUCGGGUCACAGUGUGGAAAACCCAGGAUAUUUGAUCCCCGUGAACUCCAUGGGCUCCACCUCUCCAGCCUUUGACAACCCAUACUACCUGGACCUUGUGACCAACGUGAUACCCGGAGCUGCGGUGGGGUGCGGCCCCGCAUCACUGGAAAGUGACGGAGGAGCAACCAGGCAUGUGAACGGUUUUGUGACACAGACUGCAGAAAAUCCAGAGUAUUUAGGAUUAGCAGACACUUGGAGUGGGCAUACUUGAGGAGAGGGACCGUGAGAAUGAAGAGGAGAUGCAGAUUGUGUCCCACUGAGGGAAAUGAGAGAACGGGAAGUGUGGUAGAAGUGAGCUGGAUGUGUGUUUUGGAGCUGGGAACGUGGAACUGAAUUUCCUCCUUCUCCUUCUGUCUGGGGAAGCAGCGGCACCCAAACUGAUCAAGGUUGUCCUUAAAUCUCACCCUAUUAUUGCCCAGUUGUGACACACAUGGACUCAACACAGUGUAGCAUUCAUGUGGUGCCUGUGGCAUCAUUUGUAUUCAAGUCUUCCUCUAAACAAUCUGUGACUGUUGAGUGCCAAAAAGAAGUUUACUCAUCUUCUGUAAAUAACAUGAUAAGCAAAGGAAUUUAAGAAGGUUCUGAUUAUCAUUUUUUUAAUGGUCAUUUUCUUUUAAUUUGUUUAAUAUCUUUAGAUUUUCCACUACAUGUGAAGCUUUUUUUUUGUGCAUUUCCUUCAGUUCCCUCUGGAUAUGCUACUCAGUGCAGCUGAACAGUGAAGAAAAGAUGUAUAACACUUUGACAAGUGAGCCAUGAUAUGCAUUGAAGAUGAUGCUUAGUAUUCUGGUCAGUUUCUCCCGGACCUGACGGGGGUCUCCAGCACUCUCAAAGCCAUUUUGUUUUUGACAGAGAAGGCCCUGCAGCCCAUCUGGCCAGUAGACAUGCUCCCUGAAAGAAAGGCAUCCUGUAUGGAGAAGACAGAGGCAUUGUGCCGCACUGAUGUAUGUGGUUGUUGGUGAACGUGGCUGUAGAUACUUUGUGGUACGAGACAUCAGUUAUUGAGGUAUGAGGAGACAUUUAGAGCUGCAGAAGUGUCUAAAAAAUUAGAAUCAGUGACUAACUGUUCAGUCAUUGUGGUUUUUCUAAGAAGUAGGGAAAACUACUGACAUUUAAGUCAUGAAAAACACACUAUAUGCAUGUUAGGCAACUCUGUAUGUUUGCGUGUGUAUGUGCCCUCCAAGCACAGUAAGCCUUUAGAGCCUUUGGUGGCUUUUCGCUGUGCAAGCAAGCUAUCAGUAAAUAUAUCCCACAAGAAGUGAGGAAUCUACAUAAGAUACCAUAGCCUAUAUUUAUCCCAGAUUUGGGAAAUUCAUGUACAAGUGAGCAAUCCACUAGGCACUGGAGCUGAAUCUGAGGAGGCAGAGAGAUUGCUGUGCUCUUUUUGUAUAAUCAAUGCAUGGCUCGAAUUCCUCUCACUGAGAACACACUGACAUCCCAGUUAAUAAUCAGCAGAAUUUUUUUUUUCUCUUUCAUGUUAACUGGUGUUGGGAUGGGGGAGGUCGGGGCCGAGUCAAUGGAGUCAUUGUCCGACCCUCAUGUCCUUGUCGGAAAGUCAUCGCUCCUAACUUGCGCAUCCAGAGUGGCGAUGUUUGAAAAAAAACAGGAGUUUUAGUGGUUCACUGGGGCUUGUAAUCCUGGACCAGUCUUGAAACAAGCGGGUGAAGUGAUCUUUCUCGUGCUUUGCAUCCACCUGCUCACAACUACUACUGAGUUUGAGCCUAUUUGAGAUAUGUAAAUUCUCACCAUAACAGCUGGAGUAUCUCAUCAGUGGGAUGUUUGUGCUGAAAUGAGCACAACCGCCUCAUUCAUGUUUUACUCUGAAAGUCUUGGCAGUUUUUUAAUUUCCUUUCAUCUUGACGUUCUCAUACGGGUUGUGAAGAGUUUUGUUCCAGAAUAAGAUUUUUUAAUAUUAAGCCUGAUUUUAACACUACAGUUUUGUACCAAAAAAAAAUGUAUAUACUGGAUUUUUUUCAAAACCCUUAUACUAACGUAAUGUAGAAUUAAAGUUUUGAGUGAUGUUUUUUAUUUUUAUUACUAUAAUGGAUAUAAAGUGUGGUGUUUUGGAAUGAAACCCUUCAUAAGUAUUGUUGCGGUCAGGUGGAAAUUUCAUAUCUCCACUAAAAGUGAUGAUUAAUGUAUACACCGAUCAAGACACAUUAUUAGACCCUUGAAGGUGUGCCGUUGUAUCUGAUUAUUGUAUCCGAUCAUGGCAAUAGAUCCUUUAAGCCCUGGAAGUUGCAAGGUGGGCCCUCCGUGGAUCAGACUUGCUUGUCCAGCACAUGCCACAGAUGCUUGAUUGGAUUGAAAUCUGGGGAAUUUGGAAGCCAGGUCAACACCUCAAACUCAUUGUUGUGCUCCUCAAACCCAUUCCUGAACCAUUUUUGCUGUGUGGCAGGGAGCAUUAUCCUGCUGAAAGAGGACACAGCCAUCAGGGAAUACUGUUUCCAUGACAGGGUGUGCUUAGGUAGGUGGUAUAUGACAAAGUAGGAUCCACAUGAAUGGCAGGACCCAAGGUUUCCCAGCAGAACAUUGCCCAAAGCAUCACACUGCCUCUGCCGGCUUGCCUUCUUCCCAUAAUGCAUACUGGUGCCAGGUGUUCCCCAGGUAAGCGACACACACGCACCUGGCCAUCCACGUGAUGUAAAAGAAAAUGUGAUUCAUCAGGCCAGGCCGCCUUCUUUCAUUGCUCCGUGUUCCAGUUCUGAUGUUUACGUGCUCAUUGUUGGUGCUUUUGGCAGGGGACGGGACGGGUCAGCGUGGGCACCCUGACUGGUCUGCUACUAUGGAGCCCCAUACACAACAAACUGUGAUGCACUGUGUAUUCUGACACCUUUCUGUCAGAACCAGCAUGAACUUUU
Archocentrus centrarchus (flier cichlid) is the source of this 6690-nucleotide messenger RNA. RefSeq names its product erb-b2 receptor tyrosine kinase 2 (gene erbb2). The transcript has 27 exons. NCBI's taxonomy places the organism in Eukaryota, Metazoa, Chordata, Actinopteri, Cichliformes, Cichlidae. Gene Ontology annotation, cellular component: basal plasma membrane; plasma membrane; signaling receptor complex. Gene Ontology annotation, biological process: neurogenesis; neuron differentiation; positive regulation of kinase activity. Bases 96 to 4043 code for a protein of 1315 amino acids. Gene Ontology annotation, molecular function: ATP binding; transmembrane receptor protein tyrosine kinase activity. The record is from RefSeq and is a predicted model, not a curated record.